CUCGGCCCGCGCGCGGAGAGAAGGAGGAGGUCGACAGCUGUCGGUCGGGGAAAAGAAGGACGGCACGGCACGGCACCGUGUGUUGCACCGGGCUGGGGCUCGGCUGGUCAGGCAGCAUCCGUGGAGAGAAGCACAAAAUACCAGCGUCUGCAGAAGGGUCCCAACCUGAAAGGUCGCCUAUUCAUUCCCUCCAGAGACGCUAUCUGGCCCGCUGAGUAAUGGCAGGACUUAAUUUCACUGAUCAAGAUAUUCAAGAGCAGUUGAGUUUGUUGGGCUACCACAAUGUCCCACAACAUCAACUUUGUGAGUUCAGAAAAGAUCUGGAAGAACUGAUCAAGCAUGAGAGUUCAAAGAGUCAAGGCUCCAGUAAAGCCAGUUCAGAAUCAUGUGAUAUACAGAUGAAAAAUAGUUCCACACAACAGCCCAUUUUAGCAACCCAACCUAAUGAUCGACGAGAGUUCAACUCUGAAAAAGAGAAUCGGAUUUCAUAUACGAGAGAGAUUUUCCAAGGUGUUCCUACAGGAUUUCAUCAGUGUGACACAUACAGCAGAUAUACAGUGGCACCAAACCUGUUCAGAAGCACAUCAGCACCGUCAAAGUUAAUUCUUCAGAAUAGCCCUGAUCAAGAGAGUGAUAUCAGUCAGAUGCAAUCUGAGAACAGUGGGACGAGCAGCCCUGAAACGUUCCCUGAAAACACUAGGAAACCGAUUAUUAAGAGAAAAGUGUUAAGGAAGAAGAAUGGACAGUUGCAUGUUUGUGAUGAAUCAACCUUCACUGAAACUGAUUCUGAUGCAGGCAGUGAAUUGGGACAGAAGAUCAGCAAAUUUGAUGUCCUUCGCAAUAAAGCAGAAUCUGACACAGAAAGUGAAGAAUUCUUCGGUCUACUUGGAAGGCGACCAAAUUCCACCCAAACUUUCUUUGCCAAAAAUCUGUGGAACGAAAAUCUUUUGGGAGGUGAAGGGUACAGUUGUCCCUCAAAUGCUCCAAAGUCAUUUAUUAGACCGGUAAUGGAUCAUCCUCAUACAAGAAACUUAAAGAAAACUGAUCCUGUGGCAAAAUAUUUUGAAUACAAACGAAACUGGGAAACUUUCAAAACACCUGGAGAAAAAGAUAGGAAAGAAUUACGAUGGGGGAUAAGGGAACAAAUGCUUUAUAAAAGUCAACUACCUCUGAAACCUCAACAUAUUUACGUUCCAAAUAAUUAUGUUGUACCAACGGAGAAGAAAAGAUCUGCUUUACGAUGGCAAAUAAGACACGAGUUAGCACAUGGAACUGUUCCACAGAAGUUUUUCUGCGCAUUGUAGCAGUACAAACUAUAUGCCUGUGAUUUUAAUGAAAUAAGAAAAUAAAAGGUCUUUUUAACACCU
This is a messenger RNA of Leucoraja erinaceus (little skate), 1367 nucleotides long. It is a transcript of the gene hyls1, whose product is annotated as HYLS1 centriolar and ciliogenesis associated. Bases 219 to 1304 code for a protein of 361 amino acids. Gene Ontology annotation, cellular component: centriole; non-motile cilium. NCBI's taxonomy places the organism in Eukaryota, Metazoa, Chordata, Chondrichthyes, Rajiformes, Rajidae. The transcript has 13 exons. The record is from RefSeq and is a predicted model, not a curated record. Gene Ontology annotation, biological process: cilium assembly.